Molecule: messenger RNA, 1203 nt
Organism: Benincasa hispida (wax gourd)
Lineage: Eukaryota; Viridiplantae; Streptophyta; Magnoliopsida; Cucurbitales; Cucurbitaceae
Product: RING-H2 finger protein ATL2
Biological process (GO): protein ubiquitination
Molecular function (GO): transferase activity
Source: RefSeq, a predicted model, not a curated record
AAACGGAGAGCCCAUUUUAGGUUCACGGAAAAAAAAAAAAGAUUCGUUGCAUUGCCUUGAUAAAUAAACUAAACACUCUCAACUCUUCUUCUACCUCCUUCCGCCGGCAACGGCAACCACCAUUUCUCUGCAACUUCCACCACCAACAAUGGGGUCCAAUUCCACUUCACUCAUCGAUUUCGCUCAAAGCAUUUUCUCCUACAACAGCAACAUCAUGCUCGCCGCUCUCAUUUCUCUUCUCUUAGUCGUUCUCUUCGUUCUUCUCCUCCACGCCUACGCCAAUUGCUUCUUCCCUCACCCUCGCUACCGCCACCGCCACCGCACCUCCCUCACUGUCUCCUACAUCCUCGCUCCGCCUCGUCUCUCCCGUUUCGAUUCGUCCGUUCCGUUUGAUUUAGUUUCUGCUCCGUCCAAAGGCCUCGAUCCGUCUGUAAUCUCUGCUAUUCCUCUGUUCGUUUACGAAUCCGAGGAGAAGAAGUGUGCGGCGGCGAUGGAGUGCGUGAUUUGCCUCAGUGAAUUUGAAGAACGAGAACUGGGACGACGGUUGCCAAAAUGUAGCCAUGGAUUUCAUCUGGAGUGUAUUGAUAUGUGGCUGAACUCUCACGCGAAUUGUCCUGUUUGUAGAGAGCCAGUGAUUGGUGAGGCUGCGGAUUGUUCUGAUGCGGCGGAAUCCGGUGAGAGAGAAAUCGGAGGGGAGAUUGUGAAUGUGAUGGAGGAAAGGAGUAACAAUUGUGAGAUUCAGAGGAAUGAGGGACAAAACGGUCAGUUUAAUUCCGAUUCUUCUUCUUCUUCUUCGAUUGAUCCGCCAUUGAUGUCGCUUGGAGCGUCUUUGAUGCGAAUGUUGAGUAGAAACAGAUCAGACGGAAGGAUUUUCCCGUCCUCCAAUGGCGAAGAAGAAUUGGAUGUUUGAAUUAUCGAAGCAUUAGAAUUAGAAUUCGCCAUUUGUACAGAUUUUUCUUUUUCUUUCACUUUUUGACAUACAAUUUCAUUAGUAUUACUAAAUCCACUGUUUUUUCCCCUUCCACAAGAGAGAAAAUUAGUUUGUAUUCUUUUUUUUUUUUUUUUUAAUUUACAUAAUAUCGUCAUUCCCAAAUUUUUUUUUUCUUACUAGUCGAAAUUUUGAUAUGGAAGUGGAAUGUUUAGGUUGGUUGAAGUAUGUUUCAUUUUAUAUUUUUCAAAAUAAUUUCGUGCUAUUGUAUUUGG